Cottoperca gobio is the source of this 2092-nucleotide messenger RNA. It is a transcript of the gene bsg, whose product is annotated as basigin. The coding region runs from base 154 to 975 and encodes 273 amino acids. The transcript is spliced from 8 exons. Lineage: Eukaryota; Metazoa; Chordata; Actinopteri; Perciformes; Bovichtidae. The record is from RefSeq and is a predicted model, not a curated record.
AUGCGUGAGGUGCAACUAGAGGACGACUAGUUAUAUUGGCUCCACAGCUCUACAUCUUGCUGGAAGUCCAGAAGAAAAGGAGGAAGGAGAUUCAGGCCGUCGAAUUUAACAUCGUGGUUAUUUGACAAUUUAGUAAAUAUUAAAUUAACAAUCAUGAACUUACUGUGGGCUGUCAGUGCCCUGCUGUUGAGCUGUUGGCGAGCCAAUGCGUCCACAGCGCCAAACAUCAUUACUGAACCUUCUGAGGUCAGCAACCAGACCUCUGCAGUCCUCAGCUGCAACUUGACAGAGUCCAGCCUUCCCAUCAAGGGCUCCCACUGGAUCCACAAUGGCAAGGUCAUUGAAAAAUCCAAGUCCGGUGAUACCACUCCAUACACAAUCCUCCGUUUGGACAAGAUCACCCACAAUUCUGGUGGAAAGUAUGAGUGUGUGUUCCUGACUGAUCCAGAAGUGAAGCAGACAAUUGAAGUCAAAACUCUUCCCCAUGUCGCUGCCUACAAGCACUCUGAGCACGGCAAUGAGAAGGACAUCGGGGCGAUGGUCUGUGUGAGCCAUGGCUAUCCACUGCCCACCGACUGGACCUGGUUCAAAGAGGAAGACGGCGCCCAAACACCUAUCAUCAACGGCACUACAGACAAAUAUGAGAUCAAGAGCACCCCUAACAAGACCACUCUGACCAUUAAUGACCUGAGCAUCGAAAACGACAUUGGAGACUACAUCUGCUCUGGAACCAAUGAACUCGGCACAACCAGCGACAAGAUCCACCUGCGUGUCCGCAGUCGCUUGGCUGCUCUCUGGCCCUUCCUCGGCAUUGUGGCCGAGGUCAUCAUCCUGGUGACUAUCAUCUUCAUCUAUGAGAAGAGGAGAAAGCCUGAUGAGAUCACCGACGAUGAUGACUCAGGAUCUGCUCCUCUGAAGAGCAAUUCUACUGAAAAUAACAAAGACAAGAAUGUGAGACAAAGGAAUUCUAAUUAGAAGCUGAAAGAGAUGGACAUCCAGAUGGCAGACCAGGAUUGAGCUGUUGUGGCACAUUAUACUGUGCACCCUGCAAUUUUAAGUACCUUUUUUUUGUGCUUGGGUGUUAAUGUUUUUACAAAACUGACUGAUUUCCUUUUUAGUUUUCUUCUAUAUUCUUCUCCACAUUGUGCAGCCACAGAAAGUAGUGUGAAGUAAUUUCAGCUUGAGACCACUGGGCAAAUAUUGCAUGAGUUUAAAUGCCAUUAUAGCAAAGUGUGUGUUCGUUGUAAAAUCAUUAGACGGUUCAUGUGAAGAAGGCCUCUUUGUGGUGAUUUUCUAGAUGAUGCUGAUGCGUCCUUCACUGACCUCACAGUUGUCGGUCUCUGCUUUUAUAUUCUCCAAUCUGGAAUUGUUCCUUUUUUAAAGGAUUUAAAGGAUCAAACAUGUUUCAGAGGAUCUGAAACCUGUUUGAUCCUGAUGUAUCACUGCCAUUCUUACAGCGCACUAUAACUGGAGUGCGCUUUGAAUUCACAUGUUUGACUUGUCUACACCACCGCAAACCUCCCUUAGCUGAGUUUUACACUUUUGCCCUAACAAACACCAUUUCUCUUUUGUGUGCAAAUGUGACGCUUCAAAUGAAAAUCGGACAUUAUUCAUAUUUAAAUCGACAUUUUAUUUCCUUUUUCCUGUUAACCUAUUUUUAAAUCGAAGUUUUUGAGUCACAAAUGUUUUUUUGUUUUUUUGCUGAUGUCGCAUCCUGAGUAAAAAUAUAUUGUUAAGGACCAAGUGCAGGAGAUGUAACACUUGUUGCUUCUGUUGUGUGCAACUUGAACACAAAUGUUUCAAUUGAGUACAGGAGAUACAUGUGUAAUAAGAUGUUUUUCUCUCACAGAUGAGACAUUGGUGUGCGAUUGUUGGACCGUCGUCUCUGUUACCUUCACUGUGUAGAUGAUUCAGAAGCCAUAUGUUUCAUUUAACCUGAUUAGUGUUGUGAUUGGAUGUUACCUUUUCAGAGUUACAGAUUAAAAAAAAAAAAAGACCUAGCCAGAAUUGUGUAAAUUGUUGUACCAUCCAUGUACAUGGAACACCAUCUGUUGUACAACUCGCACAAACUGAAUAAAGGCAUUCGAUUUUA